AUGGAGGAAUCUCUUUCUCGUCAGAACACAGGCUUGAUGCCAUACCUGGUGGCUACGUCUCAGAUUGUGGGGGUAGCCGUAUUAGCCAUCACAGGAACAUGGCUGUCCCGUUACAGAGGAGGCUUCUCAUGGGAGGGACCAGAGCAGUUCAAUGUCCACCCACUUUGCAUGGUGCUAGGAAUGGUAUUCCUAUGUGGUGAUGCUUUAUUGGUAUAUCGAGUGUUUAGACACGAGACAAAGAGGGCAACUAAGAUACUGCAUGGAGCAUUACAUAUACUGGCAAUGAUCAUCUCUCUUGUGGGGAUCAUUGCUGUAUUUCAGUUCCACAAAAAAAAGAAAAAUAUUCCAGAUAUGUACAGCUUGCACAGCUGGUUAGGCAUUGCUACAUUCAGCUUCUACAUUCUGCAGUGGAUAAUUGGCUUUAUCAUGUUCUUCGUUCCUGGAGUAUCCUAUGCAUACAAAAGUCGUGUUAAGCCUUUACACGCAUUCUUUGGUAUGGGACUCCUAGUGACCUCGAUUUCUACGUGCCUGCUCGGCCUUACAGAGAAAGUGCUCUUCUCAAUCCCAGAUCAAUACUCUCAUCUGCCAUCAGAAGGUGUCCUUAUCAAUGUAUUAGGAUUGCUGCUUGUAGCAUUUGGGCUGGUGAUGGCUACAUCCUUACCCGGGAGGAGUGGAGGCGACCGCCAUUACCGGAAGAGCAAGCUCUCUCCAUUGACUUCAAAACUCUGACAGAAGGGGGGGAGAGCCCAACAGAGCCCUGA
Molecule: messenger RNA, 761 nt
Organism: Staurois parvus
Lineage: Eukaryota; Metazoa; Chordata; Amphibia; Anura; Ranidae
Source: the annotation of a GenBank genome assembly